This is a messenger RNA of Cynara cardunculus var. scolymus (artichoke), 1599 nucleotides long. RefSeq lists its product as uncharacterized. Bases 1 to 1080 code for a protein of 359 amino acids. The record is from RefSeq and is a predicted model, not a curated record. Lineage: Eukaryota; Viridiplantae; Streptophyta; Magnoliopsida; Asterales; Asteraceae. The transcript has 7 exons.
AUGGGGAAUCCAUCAUCAUCUUCAUUUCCCUUCAAAUUGGCCUUCAUCCUCUCAUUCUCUCUCACUGCUUCUUCUUCUUCCUCUUCUUCCUAUUCCUCUCCCACGCCCCCCAAAUCCCAUUAUCAUUACCUCUCACUUCGCAAAUUUAACUCCAAGAAAGCCUCCACCGCACCACCCACCGCCUCCGCCGGAGACAUACUCUCACUCCUUGGAACACCUCAACAAGCUUCCUCAGUCAACCCCAAGGUUGCCGCUGAACUCCGAUCCUGCUUCAAGUUCCUUGUUCCUUUUAAUUCUACUACUAGUUCCCCUUCCAAUUUAGGAAAUCGGCCUAGUAAAUCCUCAAUCGAUUCGGAAAUUCGGUUCCCGCGGCGGUCGCUGAAUUCGAAAUGCCGUUCUGACUCUUGGAGCGAUAAGGAUGAGCUCGUGUGGUCACCGCCGGCACCUGUAUUGGAGAUCGCUCGACUUGCUUUUGAUUCUGGUGGUGAUCCAGGGUGUAUUCAACGUACCCUUGAUCCCACGAUGAUCGAUAUACCUGAUGUUCAAGGAUCAAACAAAAAUCGAUGUCAACUUACAAGAACUCCUUAUGGAAGACGCUUUAUAAACGAGGAAUUGAAUUCAUACAUGGAAUUUUUGUUCAAACUUAUUGCUGCCCGUGGUCCCAAAGUUGGGUUGCAUGUAUCAUUAGAUCGAUAUGAUUUCUUUCAUGGUCAUCUUUUCAUUGCCGCGGAUGGAAGAGUUGGCAUUUUGUUUCAUGCUAAAGAAUACCCAGCAUAUGAUAAAGAAGUGUUCCCAUAUAACAUGGGAUAUUGCCAAGCAGGUUCUAAUGUGACAUAUGAUGAUUCGAUGAAUCUGCGGAACAUUUUGUGGUUAGCUCCUUUGCCGAGUAAUUCCAGCGGUUGGUCUGCACCUGGGGUGCUAGUGGUAUUGGAUGCGCAUCCAGGAGGAAUCAUCUAUCGAGAUAUAAUACCUGAAUAUGUAGAUUAUGUCAGAACGAUAUAUGAAGAUGAUUUUGGUGAUAACGUAGUUGAUGUCAACUACCUAAAUGCAGAGGCUGACUAUCAGAUAUUCAUUUGCUAAUACUUGACCCAUUGCAGGUAUGAUUUUUCAGAAAACAUUUAGUCCCUCCUGAUGAUGUGUUGGAUAUUGAAGAUGAGGGCCCAGAAUUAAGAAACAAACUAUUAUUACCUUGACCACCUGAUGGAAAGGCUUUGGUUGUAUUGCAACUGAGAAACAACAUAGGUUUGGAAAAGGAGACUUUAUGAGCUUUGUGCCUUAAAUAACAAUUUCCAAUCAGAUUCUUAAGGAAAGAAUGUUGUAACUGGAAAAAGAAACAUACCACAUGAAGGUGUCUUUCAAUUUCAUUGCUCCAAGAUCCUUUCUGCAAACAUCAGCUAUUGGAUCAUGCUUUUGGCGCUUAAAACCAGACUAACCCCGUAUAUUUCAUUCACAAGUAGGUCUUUAUUUCCGAAAAGACCCCCAUGAGAAUAUUGAAGGAAAAAAAGACUAUUUUAUCCUUGUUUCGGAAAAUGGGUAAAUGUAAAAUCCCGUCAUAAUAAUGUUGGAAAGAGAGAUACAAGAUCUCAUCUUAAUUUGACU